Diceros bicornis minor is the source of this 781-nucleotide messenger RNA. Its product is annotated as glutathione S-transferase P-like. Gene Ontology annotation, molecular function: glutathione transferase activity. NCBI's taxonomy places the organism in Eukaryota, Metazoa, Chordata, Mammalia, Perissodactyla, Rhinocerotidae. Bases 88 to 720 code for a protein of 210 amino acids. Gene Ontology annotation, cellular component: cytosol. The record is from RefSeq and is a predicted model, not a curated record. Gene Ontology annotation, biological process: glutathione metabolic process. The transcript is spliced from 7 exons.
GGGUGGGGCAGGGAGGGAAGAGGGCGUGGAGCAGACUCGUAAAUAUAAGGCCUCUGGGCUUCCGCCCACUUCCACUCCACCGCCACCAUGCCGCCCUACACCAUCGUCUACUUCCCCGUCCGAGGGCGCUGCGAGGCCAUGCGCAUGCUGCUGGCUGACCAGGGCCAGAGCUGGAAGGAGGAGGUGGUGACCAAAGAGACCUGGCUGCAGGGCCCACUCAAGGCCUCCUGUCUGUACGGGCAGCUCCCCAAGUUCCAGGAUGGAGACCUCACUCUGUACCAGUCCAACGCCAUCCUGCGACACCUGGGCCGCUCCCUCGGGCUCUACGGCAGAGACCAGCGGGAGGCGGCGCUGGUGGACAUGGUCAACGACGGUGUGGAGGACCUCCGGAAGCGCGGCAGCCACCUCAUCCGCCAUGGCUAUGAGGAGGGCAAGGCCCGGUAUGUUCAGGAGCUGCCUGGGCACCUGAAGCCUUUUGAGACCCUGCUGGCUCAGAACCAGGGAGGCCAGGCCUUCAUCGUGGGUGACCAGAUCUCCUUUGCGGACUACAACCUGCUGGACUUGCUGCUGGUUCACCAGGUCCUCGCCCCUGGCUGCCUGGACUCCUUCCCCCUGCUCUCAGCCUACGUGGCCCGCCUCAGCGCCCGGCCCAAGCUCAAGGCCUUCCUGGCCUCCCCCGAGCAUGUGAACCGCCCUGUUUUUGGAAGCCGCAAGAUAUAAGCCUGCUCUGCCUCCUCGGGAGAGGGCUGCCCUUGGAAACCAAUAAACACAGUGAGAAGGA